AUGGCAGAGAAACAGCAUAAAGAUCCUGAAGAACUACCCAGCAAGGAACAACCUUGCUCUACCUCAGGAAACACUGAUGAGGCCUUUGUUCAACGGGUGCAUGAGCAUGCUCCUAGACCAGGCAAAGAACCGGAAGAACAACCUUGUUCGACUUCCGAUAUUAAACGCCCGGAGCUAACUUUCAAGCUCGGCAAAGAAAAAGCUUGCUCCUCUUCUAACACAUCAAAAACUCUUGCUCAUAAUGCCGAGGCGCCAACGUCGUCAAACUUGUGUACCACUUGCCCUCCGAAAUUAGCUUUACAAUUCAAAAACCUUGUGGAGGAUUGGGUUAUGCCUACACUGCAAAGCGAGUUAACCAGUUCUAGUGAUGAUGACUGGCUGUUUCAGAAGAAGCAAAACCUCAACACUGAGGUUAAAACCCACAAAGAUGGAAAUCUUAAUUCGAACCAAAUGAGCUCGGCAACUUGGCCACGUGCUUGCUUCUUGCCCGAGGCCGGUAUAUACGCAUUAGCAUUCACGGUACCGUUCUAA
Molecule: messenger RNA, 531 nt
Organism: Gossypium raimondii (Peruvian cotton)
Lineage: Eukaryota; Viridiplantae; Streptophyta; Magnoliopsida; Malvales; Malvaceae
Exons: 2
Coding region: 1-531 (176 amino acids)
Source: RefSeq, a predicted model, not a curated record